Messenger RNA from Trypanosoma theileri, 1551 nucleotides. RefSeq lists its product as uncharacterized. Gene Ontology annotation, cellular component: ribonucleoprotein granule; mitochondrial matrix. The record is from RefSeq and is a predicted model, not a curated record. Bases 1 to 1551 code for a protein of 516 amino acids. The transcript has a single exon. Gene Ontology annotation, biological process: mitochondrial RNA processing; regulation of mitochondrial mRNA stability. NCBI's taxonomy places the organism in Eukaryota, Euglenozoa, Kinetoplastea, Trypanosomatida, Trypanosomatidae. Gene Ontology annotation, molecular function: RNA binding.
AUGCGGUGUGCGCUGCGGCGUUGCCGCUUGCGGUGGCACUUCCAUCAACCCCAACACGAGCAGCAACAUGCCGCUGCUACUGUUAUUAGUAUUAGCGUACGCCAUCAGAGUAACUCUCUGAUUGGCACGAUUCACGGAGGGGAACUUUCUCUCCCAAGUGAUCCGCAGGGUGGUUCACAUCUCUCUGCACGCAACAUCGCCACGGAAGCCUUACAGAUGAAGAAACUGCACCAGGAGCGUGGUGGAAACCCUAUGCUCGCCCAGCAAGCACGCCGUGUUCUUUUUGCAACAUCUAUUGCUGGUCAAAGUCUUGAUGCUCGCUCUGUAGCAUUGUUACUAAACACUGCUGUUUACUUUGGAAUGGAGAGUGAUGCUAAAGUUGUGCGUGAGUGUAUUGAUUAUUGCCUAAAGAAUGAGAAACUUAUCACAGUUGAUGUUCUGCCCAUUGUUGUGACUGCUUGUGCGACACUAAAGUCACGUGAUGCACGUGAGGUGAUUGAGAUGCAGGCGCAGAAGGCUGCACGUAACGCAAAGUACCUUGAUGCGAAGGGUGUUACGAACAUUAUAAGUGCUUUUUCCAAGACUGGUAUUAAUCAUGAGAAACUUUAUGGGUUUCUAUCAAAACGUGUACAAACUCUGGCACGUGUGGGGGAGUUUGAGGCUGCCCAUCUUGUUAUUUUAGCCAACGCUUUCUCACGAUUGCGGUUCCGUGAUAAGUUUCUCUUUGGUGCGAUAGCACGCCGUGCAAUGUCUCUACGGGAGCGCGUUACGGUAAAUGAACUCGUACCGCUUAUCGUUGCCUUCUCUAAAAUCGGACUAAAGGAUCCAAAACUCAGCAAGCGAUUUGCCACAAAGGCGAUGGAGUAUGUGGAUCAGAUGAAUGCGGAGCAGGUGGCUAGCAUGUUUAUGGCUUUUGCAUAUUUUGGCAUCCGUUACGAUCAGCUUUUUGGCGUUCUCACAAAUCGUGCGGUGGAACUUAUUGAUGAGUUUAACGCACAGUACAUCAGUACAACUCUGAAUGCCUUUCAACGCAUCGGUAUAAAUAACCCGGAGCUCUUCGAUAACUUGGCAGAACGUGCACUGGCGGUAGUGCAGGACCAUGACGCACGCGAUAUAUCAAAGACGGUUACUGCACUUGCACAUUUUGGAUUAAAGGAUGAGGAAUUGUUUAAACGCCUCGCCUCACAUGCCGCGAGUAUUGCCGAUCAGUUUGAUGCAACAGGUCUUGUGAACACCGCCCAUGCGUUUGCAAGAACUAAUUUCUUGCAACAGGAUAUGGCUGUUGCCCUUUCUGAGCGCAGUGUGUAUGUUUGCCGUCAAAUUGACGCAGGUGAGGCGCGACGGCUCUUGUGGUCACUGGCGAAGUUUCAAGUGCGUGACCCGAAAAUAUUAACUCCUGUAUUUAACCGUUGUCUUGCGCUACACCUUGACUUCUUCUCAGACCCCACUGGUAGUGAGGAGAUUGAAGAGAUCUUUGAUAUCUAUGGGCCGAACUUCUGCCCACCACUCUACCAGCUGUACGUAUCCCGUGGUUCCACACCGCAGAUGUAA